GAGAGCCAUCGAAGAUUUUAGAAGAAGUGAGUGACCCUGCUUUCAAAACUUCAAGACAAUCCUAGAAACCGCCACAUCAUUCUUUCCUCUCCCUAUAAAUAACUUCCUUUCAUCUCUAUCCCCCGCAUCACACAAGAUAAUCAGAAGAUAUAAACAAAAACAGCUAUCAAAAAAAGGAAAAUUAAAUAUGUCGAUCAUUCCAAGCUUCUUAAGCGGCAGGAGGAGCAACGUGUUCGACCCAUUCUCUCUUGACAUAUGGGACCCUUUCCAGGGCAUGUCAAGCGCCCUCAGCAACCUCCCUGAAUCCUCAAGGGAAACCGCAGCCAUCGCAAACGCGAGAAUCGACUGGAAAGAGACCCCCGAAGCUCAUAUUUUUCAGGCGGAUGUACCCGGGCUGAAGAAGGAAGAAGUUAAGGUGGAGGUUGAAGAUGGAAGUGUGUUGCAGAUUAGCGGUGAGAGGAGCAAGGAAAGUGAAGAGAAGAAUGACAAGUGGCAUCGGGUUGAAAGGAGCUCCGGCAAGUUUUUCAGGAGGUUCAGGUUGCCUGAAAAUGCGAAAUUGGACCAAGUGCAGGCUACCAUGGAGAACGGUGUGCUGACGGUCACCGUGCCCAAGGCGGAAGAGAAGAAGCCGGAAGUGAAGUCUAUUGAUAUAUCCGGUUAAAGGUUCAUGGAUCGGCGGGCGUUUUGAAUAUGGUUUUAUAUAAUGUAAUGAGAUCCUGAAGUUUAAUGUUUAUGUGGAUGGGUUGUGUAUGGUUUGUAUGUAUGUUUUUGUGGUUAGUUGCCCUUAAAUAAAUAAAUAGAAAACUUUGUUGUA
Erigeron canadensis is the source of this 814-nucleotide messenger RNA. RefSeq names its product 18.1 kDa class I heat shock protein-like. Lineage: Eukaryota; Viridiplantae; Streptophyta; Magnoliopsida; Asterales; Asteraceae. The coding region runs from base 188 to 661 and encodes 157 amino acids. The record is from RefSeq and is a predicted model, not a curated record. Gene Ontology annotation, biological process: protein complex oligomerization; response to heat; protein folding. The transcript has a single exon.